UCGACAAUAAACUCUAAAUAUAUCAACGAAAAAUGAUCUAUGUGGAUGAAUGUUGCUGCUGCUUGGACCUCAAGUGCGGCUGCAUCUUGAUAGCGCUCAUUGAAGUGCUCAUACGUGGAGUGGAUCGCUUUUUUCUUGAGUAUGAUACUCUGCUGGGCCAUGCCGCGCUCAUUCUGAGUGGCGUCUAUGUCCUAAGCUGCAUCUUUCUGCUGCUCGGAGCUGUGAUGAGCUGGCGCGGGUGUCUUCUACCCUAUCUCUGGAUAGCCACUUUACGUUUGUUCGCCUUGAUCGGCGAGAGCUUCUACAUUUAUCGUUACACUGAUGACAUUAUCUAUGAGUAUUUAUAUUUCUACAUGUUCCAAGCGAUCUUAGGCUUGUACUUCUGGCUGGUGGUGUACUCAUUCUAUGAUCGAUUGAUACAAGUUUAGAGCCAAAGAUCAAGCUCCCACUCGCAUUCCCUGAUUCAAUUUUGUUUAUUGUUCUCUUAAUCCACAAAUGGAAUCCCCCACUCAUAAUCGUGUGUCAUG
Molecule: messenger RNA, 527 nt
Organism: Drosophila subobscura
Lineage: Eukaryota; Metazoa; Arthropoda; Insecta; Diptera; Drosophilidae
Exons: 4
Coding region: 33-428 (131 amino acids)
Source: RefSeq, a predicted model, not a curated record